Molecule: messenger RNA, 1809 nt
Organism: Drepanopeziza brunnea f. sp. 'multigermtubi' MB_m1
Lineage: Eukaryota; Fungi; Ascomycota; Leotiomycetes; Helotiales; Drepanopezizaceae
Source: RefSeq, a predicted model, not a curated record
AUGCCCCGAGAUACAGGAGAGCCAUUCAUGCGCGGUCAUGGAUACAAAUAUUCACCAAUAUUCAAGAGACCGCAUUUCUUCCCUAUGGCUUCUCAUUUGACUCGCAGCUGGGAAAGAUUUCGUCAAGCAAUACAAUUCUUGUAUCGAGACAAGCUUUGUAGGUGGGUUUUGGCCGGGACUUCAGCCGCCGUUGUCGCAGUAGCCGUUGGGUUAGGAUCAUGGUUACUGCUGCGUCAACACAACACCCGGUCUAUCGUCGACCUGGGCUAUUCGAUCUACGAAGGUGUGAAACUUGAUUCGGGCGUUGAUCGCUUUCUGGGAAUGCGAUAUGCUGCCUCGCCAGUUGGGGAUCUAAGAUUCAGAGCGCCCGUCAAAGCUCAGAAUACGACCGGGAUGCAGGCUGCAACAGCGUUCGGGCCUCUGUGCCUCAGCACUGGCGUCUAUUACCCAAUGCUCUCUGACAAGGGAGAGGCAAUAGAGUCCGAGGAUUGCCUUUUCAUCAAUGUCUGGAAGCCGGCAUCUGCUACAUCGGAUUCAAAGUUGCCCGUUUGGGUCUACAUUCAAGGCGGAGGCUAUGCUGGCCUGUCUAAUGCCAACUAUGAGGGGUCCACAGUCGUGGCUGCUUCAGGGCAUAACAUAGUCGUCGUCAACUUCAACUAUCGAGCUUCCGUUUGGGGAUUCCUGGCGAGUGAGAAAGUAAGAGCUGAUGGAGACUUGAAUGUUGGUCUCCUAGAUCAGAGGAGAGCAUUGGAAUGGGUCCAGGAGAAUAUUCAUCACUUUGGUGGCGACCCUAAACAUGUUGUGGCUCAUGGAGUAUCUGCUGGGGCUGGGUCACUGGCAUUUCAUCUCACGGCUUAUGGCGGCCGAAACGACGAUCUGUUCGUUGGUGCAAUCUUUGAAUCCCCAUUCGUCCCAACCAACCCCAAAGUUCUGGAACUCGAAUGGCAAUUCGAUCGUUAUGUUAAUGCGACAGGCUGCGCUGAGGCCUCGGACCAGAUGGCAUGCAUGAGAUCCAAAAGUACAGCGACAUUACAGGCCGCGAAUAGAGGGUACCCGUACCCCGGGCGGAUAACCGCGCCGCGAUUCUACUGGACCCCAACUAUCGAUGGAGAAUUCAUUCAGGAUUUUCUAUCUAACAUGAUCGAGUCGGGAAAGUUCUCUAAAGUUCCGGCCAUGGUUGGCGACGACACCAACGAAGGCUCUAGCUUCGCGACUAAUGCCACAAGCCCAGGAGCCGUGGCAGCCUUUUUUCAAGACAACUAUCCCAAGCUCAAUGAUACCGAUACCGCAGCCAUUAAUGCCCAAUACCCACUGAUGCCACCGCUACCCCGGCGCGCCGCCUACUACCCCUCCUUAUCCGCUGCUUACGGGGAAGCAGCAUUCACCUGCCCCGGAAACCAUCUCUCCGGCUCUUUCAGCGCGUAUACCUCCCCCACGAAUGUGUGGAACUACCGGUACAAUGUUUUACAGGAAGACAAUGUCGCUGUCGGCCUCGGCGUACCGCAUACCUUCGAAUCUCCAGCUAUAUGGGGAGUCGGCAGCACCGGCUCUAACGAUCUACUCAGCAGCUAUACGACGUACAACAAGGACAUCGUGCCUGUGGUUAUGCAUUACUGGAUCAGUUUCGUGAGGUCGCUAGAUCCAAACAUGUUUCGCUAUGAAGGCGCGCCGGAGUGGGGUAGUUGGGGAAAUGGGAGCGGGCAGAGGCUCGUGUUGGAGACUAAAAAUACAAGGAUGGAGGACCUACCCGAGGAUCAGGUGAGGAGGUGUGAGUUCUGGAGGGGAUUGGCAGACACGCUGGAGCACUAA